AACUCCUUGGAAACUAGAAACAAAAAUCACUGAGAAUUGUGUAUUCUUUGAAGGGUGUUGCUUGGAUAUGGGGAGGAGUCCUUGUUGCUCAAAAGAAGGGUUGAAUAGAGGAGCAUGGACAGCAACGGAAGACAAAAUUCUGACAGACUACGUUAAAAUCCAUGGCGAAGGGCAAUGGAGAAACCUUCCAAAAAGAGCAGGUCUUAAAAGAUGCGGGAAGAGUUGCAGAUUAAGGUGGCUAAAUUAUCUGAGACCUGAUAUCAAGAGAGGGAACAUUACUCAUGAUGAAGAGGAACUCAUUAUCAGGCUUCACAAGCUCCUGGGAAACAGAUGGUCCCUUAUAGCUGGGAGGCUUCCAGGGCGAACAGACAAUGAAAUCAAAAACUACUGGAACACCUACAUCGGCAAAAAGUUGCAAAACCAACAAAGCCACUCUUUAAGGAACCAUAAACCAUCAAAUCAAUCCCAAAACAAGGCUAAGCCCUCCAUUGAAACAUCCUUUAGGCCGCCUUCUAAAGCAAAUUCAAAUUCAUGCGUGAUCAGGACCAAGGCAACAAGGUGCACAAAAGUCUGUAGUCACAGGCCAGAACCACAACUUGAAGACUCUAAGCUAUCAAAGCCACGACCCUUUUCGCUACCUGAGGAACCCGAAUCAUCAGAACAUGUUCCCAAGGAGGAUAAUGAUCCAUCGAAUUUCUUGAUCGAUUUAGAGGUGGAUGAAAUUUUUUUAUCAGAAUUUCUCAACUCUGAAUUGUCACAACUACAGCCAUCUCAUUUUCAAAACAAAGGAGAUCACAGUGACAGUAACACUGUCAGAUGUGAACAGGGCCAAUAUUCAUCAACACAUGUAACCACAAUGAUUCAAGACGUGGAUUUUACAGCCAUGGCUUCUUUAAUGGAGUUUGAAUUGGAUUGGCUCCAAGACCAAGCAGAUCCAAAUUAA
Durio zibethinus is the source of this 943-nucleotide messenger RNA. RefSeq names its product transcription factor MYB1-like. NCBI's taxonomy places the organism in Eukaryota, Viridiplantae, Streptophyta, Magnoliopsida, Malvales, Malvaceae. The record is from RefSeq and is a predicted model, not a curated record.